Messenger RNA from Camellia sinensis, 2035 nucleotides. RefSeq names its product nicotinate phosphoribosyltransferase 2. Gene Ontology annotation, molecular function: nicotinate phosphoribosyltransferase activity. NCBI's taxonomy places the organism in Eukaryota, Viridiplantae, Streptophyta, Magnoliopsida, Ericales, Theaceae. The record is from RefSeq and is a predicted model, not a curated record. Gene Ontology annotation, cellular component: cytosol. Gene Ontology annotation, biological process: NAD+ biosynthetic process via the salvage pathway.
UUAUAUAUAUAUAUAUAUAUAUGUUAUGAGUGAGUAUAUAGAUAGAUAUCUGUGACAAAGAAGAAGAAUAAGAGAUUGCAGAGUGAGAAUACAGAACCCUAGAAUUUCAAAUUCGAGGCAAACUAUGGAGGCGAAUGGUCCCAAGGAAGAAGAUAACCGGCGGCAGGUUAUUCCUGGACCGACCAAUCCGAUGGUGACGCCUCUGCUAUCAGAUCUCUAUCAGUUCAGUAUGGCUUAUGCUUACUGGAAAGCUGGCAAGAACAACGAACGAGCCGUGUUCGAUUUAUAUUUUCGGAAGAACCCUUUUGGCGGUGAAUAUACAAUUUUUGCUGGUCUUGAAGAGUGCAUAAGGUUCAUUGCUAAUUUUAAAUUUAAAGAGGAGGAGAUUGCUUUUAUCCAGGCAUCCUUGCCUAAAACAUGUGAGGAUGGCUUCUAUGAUUAUCUUCGAGGAAUUGAUUGUUCUGAUGUUGAAGUAUAUGCUGUUUCGGAGGGUUCUGUCGUUUUCCCGAAGGUACCUCUCAUGAGAGUUGAAGGGCCAAUUGCUGUGGUUCAACUGCUGGAAACUUCAUUUUUGAAUCUUAUAAAUUAUGCAUCACUAGUUACCACAAAUGCUGCAAGGCAUCGUUCUGUUGCUGGAAAGUCAAAAAUUCUACUUGAGUUUGGGCUUCGACGAGCGCAGGGGCCCGAUGGUGGAAUAGGGGCAUCAAAGUACAGUUAUCUUGGAGGAUUUGAUGCAACAAGCAAUGUUGAAGCUGGGAGGUUAUUUGGAAUACCAGUCCGUGGAACACAUUCCCAUGCAUUUGUUAGCUCAUUCAUGAGCCCUGAUGAGAUCAUGGAGAAAUCACUUCAAACUCGUGAUGGUUCAAGUACUUGUGAGGAUUUUGUUAGUCUGGUGCAGACAUGGUUAAGCAAAAUAAAGCGGUCACAUGUAUUACGCGGCAUUUUUGGUGAGACGAAUCAGAGCGAGUUAGCAGCUUUUACUUCAUAUGCCCUUGCAUUCCCCAACAAUUUUCUUGCUCUUGUAGACACAUACGACGUUAUGCGAAGUGGGAUUCCUAAUUUUUGUGCAGUUGCUCUAGCCCUCAAUGAUUUGGGGUAUAAAGCAAUAGGCAUUAGGUUAGAUUCUGGCGACCUCGCGUAUUUGUCUUGUGAGUCCCGAAAGUUCUUUCGCACUAUUGAGAAGGAAUUCAGAGUGCCAGAUUUUGGAAAGAUGGGUAUUACUGCAAGUAAUGACCUCAACGAGGAAACUUUAGAUGCUUUGAACAAACAGGGUCAUGAAGUUGAUUCAUUCGGAAUUGGAACGUAUCUGGUUACGUGUUAUGCUCAAGCAGCUUUAGGUUGUGUUUUCAAGCUUGUUGAAAUAAAUAAUCAGCCUCGUAUCAAACUUUCUGAAGAUGUUUCAAAGGUCUCUAUUCCAUGUAAAAAACGGUGUUACAGAUUGUAUGGGAAAGAAGGUUACCCACUUGUAGAUAUAAUGACUGGAGAAAAUGAGCCACCUCCAAAGGUGGCAGAACGGAUUCUGUGUCGCCACCCAUUUAAUGAAUCGAAGAGAGCAUAUGUGGUGCCACAGCGUGUUGAGGAGCUUCUGAAAUGUUUUUGGCCAGGGAGCCCAGAUAAACCACGAGAAGAACUACCACCGCUUAAAAUGAUUAGGAGCCGUUGUAGUAACCAGCUGGAACAAAUGCGACCUGACCACGUGAGGAGAUUGAAUCCAACACCUUACAAGGUUAGUGUAAGUGCAAAGUUGUACGACUUCAUUCAUUUCCUAUGGCUCAAUGAGGCACCUGUUGGGGAGUUGCAAUGAGGAGGGCGCAAUGGACAAUUUACAUUAUGGAAUCGUAUGGAAGUGAUGAUUUCACUGCAGUUGGGGGAGCUUCUUCAAGCAAAAUCAGGAUUUUAUACACAUUUCAAUUUAGAUUGAUAGAUAAACACUUGUGAUUUUCAAUAACUGUGAUUUGUUUCAUCUUGUUGUCUAGUAAACAAUAAUAGCAACAGUAAUGAUAUGAAUAAUAAAUUAUAACGUUUGCUUAAAAUA